UCGCGGUGGGAAAAACCUAUUGCGAAUUGGCGAUCGAUAUACGGCUACUGCGCGAAAGAAGAAAAGGCGUGGGAAACCGUUGCUUCUCAUUCCUGUAUUUCACUUGUUCAACCCUAGGCCUCCUUCGACUAUAACCAUCCUCUUCACGAAUCCAUUCCUCCUUACUCUGCGGAGGCGGCGGCACUACCAACAGAGCAGUGAGUUUGAUGUUCCGUUCUGAGUUCCUUGUUUAAGAAAUAAUCGCAUACCCGCCCAUUGCCAUCCCUAAAUUCCAAGCUCUUCUUUCAUGGAAUUUGGGGCUUGUUCCAGGGUGUGUAACAGUGCCCAAGUCUCGAACUUCAGCCCCGUCAGAAGCUACUCUCCAGGACCUUCAUGUUUUACCCAGUUUUCUAACGUUUCACUUCGUUUUCCCACCUCUGUUUCUAGCAGAGGAUACCCAUGCAAAGCCAUGCUCAACGAAACGGCCGCAAUCUCUGGAAAGGUGAAGAAGAUGGAUGGAGCUCAUUCGGGUGGAUUUGAGCUUUCUGGUUUGACGGCUUUGUCGCCGUUGGAUGGUCGUUAUUGGGGUAAAGUCAAGGAAUUGACUCCUUAUAUGAGCGAGUAUGGGCUAAUCUACUAUCGGGUUCUUGUUGAGAUUAAAUGGUUACUGCAGCUGUCUCAAAUUCCUGAAGUUACAGAUGUUCCAAAUUUCAGUGAAGAGGCUAAAUCUUACUUACAAGAAGUAAUAGAUGAAUUUAGCAUCGGCGAUGCCAUGGAGAUAAAAAAUAUUGAGAAGGUGACAAAUCAUGAUGUAAAAGCUGUGGAGUACUUCUUGAAGCAGAAAUGCCAGUCAAAUGCUGAAGUAGCUAAGGUUCUUGAAUUUUUUCACUUUGCUUGUACGUCUGAGGAUAUAAAUAAUCUUGCGCAUGCCUUGAUGCUGAAAGAAGCAAUGCAGAAAGUCAUUUUUCCUGUGAUGAAUGAUUUGAUUAAGGCUAUAUGUAACAUGGCCAGAGAUAAUGCACAUGUCCCAAUGCUUUCACGUACACAUGGGCAGCCUGCUUCACCAACUACAUUGGGAAAGGAAAUGGCAAUAUUUGCUGUGAGGUUAAGCAGAGAAAAGAAGGAGCUAUCUGAGGUGGAGAUGUUGGGAAAAUUUGCUGGUGCUGUUGGAAAUUACAAUGCACAUUUUGUGGCAUAUCCUGAUGUUUACUGGCCUCACAUUGCAGAGGGGUUUGUAAAAUCUCUUGGGUUGAGUUUUAAUCCUUAUGUUGCUCAGAUUGAAAGUCAUGAUUACAUGGCUAAACUGUUUCAUUCACUUAUCCAAUUCAACAAUGUACUAAUUGACUUUGACAGAGACAUAUGGGGCUACAUAUCUUUGGGUUACUUUAAGCAGAUUACCAAGGCUGGGGAGAUUGGGUCAUCAACUAUGCCUCACAAAGUAAAUCCCAUUGACUUCGAAAAUAGUGAAGGUAAUCUUGGAGUGGCCAAUGGAGGCCUAUCUCAUCUAAGCAUGAAGUUGCCUAUUUCACGUUGGCAGCGGGACUUGACUGAUUCAACUGUCUUAAGGAACAUGGGUGUAGGAAUAGGCCAUUCUCUUCUAGCCUACAAAAGCACACUUCAAGGGAUAGCAAAGCUUCAGGUCAAUGAAGCUCGCUUGAGUGAAGACUUGAACCUAUGCUGGGAGGUGCUGGCCGAACCAAUACAGACUGUCAUGCGAAGAUAUGGGGUUCCAGAACCCUAUGAGAAAUUAAAGCACUUGACGAGAGGGAGGUCGGUCACUAAAGAAAGCAUAAGGGAGUUUAUUGAGGGCUUGGACAUACCGAAAGAAGCAAAGACGCAUCUAUCAAAGUUGACACCACAUACUUACAUAGGAGCGGCUGUGGAGUUGGCCAAAAAUGUGGAAACAGCCGUGAAUGCUGUGAUUGGGAUGAAAAUCUUUUGAGAAGCUUCAGGCCUCAGUAUUAGGACCAGAUCUGAAGACACUUCCCUAAAUUUAAUUCCAUGUUGGCUCUUGUUGUACCUGGGGAGGCUCAAUUCUUACCCCAUUUUCCAUUGGGGGUAUCACCAACGAUUUUCCUUUGGGUCGCUCCGAACCCUCCGCUAACAUCUAGAUUUCAUAAUUUACACUCGAUUUAGAUUUAGAAAUAAGAAAAUCUCUUGUAUUAUAACUUAAACGGUCCAUGGUUUUUUUUUUUUGGGACCUGAUAAACGACCCAUGGUUGAUGGAGUAGAUUUUUUAUGGUGAAAGUCACCAGCUUGCGCCUCUUGCAAUAUUGAAGUGGUGGAAUAGCGAUUUCCGGUUCCAGACCUGGGAUUGUCGUAA
This is a messenger RNA of Prosopis cineraria, 2302 nucleotides long. RefSeq lists its product as uncharacterized. Gene Ontology annotation, biological process: IMP biosynthetic process. NCBI's taxonomy places the organism in Eukaryota, Viridiplantae, Streptophyta, Magnoliopsida, Fabales, Fabaceae. The coding region runs from base 287 to 1921 and encodes 544 amino acids. Gene Ontology annotation, molecular function: N6-(1,2-dicarboxyethyl)AMP AMP-lyase (fumarate-forming) activity. The transcript is spliced from 10 exons. The record is from RefSeq and is a predicted model, not a curated record.